CUGUAGCUGUUGCAGAGAGAGAAAUUCACCGCAAGUAGAGCACCUUCUAGAUUGCUCCUGGAGUGUGGAGACAGAAGUCUCUGCUGUCCAAGUUACUGAAUCCAGAAAAAAAAAUGACCUUAUGAACAUGGAGAAAGAAAUUCAGCUAAGGCCCAAGGCAAAUGUCUCUUCUUACAUCCACUUUUUGCUGAAUUACAGGAACAAGUUCAAGGAGCAGCAGCCAAAUACCUACCUUGGCUUUAAAGAGUUCUCUAGAAAGUGUUCGGAAAAAUGGAGGUCCAUCCCAAAGCAUGAAAAGGCCAAAUAUGAAGCCCUGGCCAAGCUCGACAAAGCCCGAUACCAGGAAGAGAUGAUGAAUUAUGUUGGCAAGAAGAAGAAGCGGAGAAAGCGGGACCCUUACGCACCCAGACGACCCCCAUCAUCUUUUUUGCUCUUCUGCCAAGACCACUAUGCCCAGCUGAAGAGGGAGAAUCCGGACUGGUCAGUAGUGCAGGUGGCAAAGGCCUCAGGGAAGAUGUGGUCUGCAAAAACAGAGGCUGAAAAACAACCAUAUGAGCAAAGAGCAGCUCUUCUGAGAGCCAAGUACCAUGAGGAGCUGGAAAUCUAUCGUAAACAAUGUAAAGCCAGCAAGUGCCACCAGCGAAGAGGGAAAAUGGAGUCGGACAAGGCUGGUGGAUCCAAUUAGAAAUAAAAUGCCAUUCAACUACA
Molecule: messenger RNA, 708 nt
Organism: Suricata suricatta (meerkat)
Lineage: Eukaryota; Metazoa; Chordata; Mammalia; Carnivora; Herpestidae
Gene: HMGB4
Product: high mobility group box 4
Exons: 1
Coding region: 122-685 (187 amino acids)
Biological process (GO): regulation of transcription by RNA polymerase II
Molecular function (GO): DNA binding, bending
Source: RefSeq, a predicted model, not a curated record